Periophthalmus magnuspinnatus is the source of this 2240-nucleotide messenger RNA. RefSeq names its product POU domain, class 5, transcription factor 3 (gene pou5f3). Gene Ontology annotation, biological process: regulation of transcription by RNA polymerase II. Gene Ontology annotation, molecular function: DNA-binding transcription factor activity, RNA polymerase II-specific; RNA polymerase II cis-regulatory region sequence-specific DNA binding. The transcript is spliced from 5 exons. Bases 234 to 1634 code for a protein of 466 amino acids. NCBI's taxonomy places the organism in Eukaryota, Metazoa, Chordata, Actinopteri, Gobiiformes, Gobiidae. The record is from RefSeq and is a predicted model, not a curated record.
GGCCGAACUGAGCUCCACAUUUGAGUUGAAACCAGGCAUGAGAGUAGUGGACUUCAUGGAUUAGGCCGAGGAGUUUGCAGACUUUGAAACCAGGUUUGGGUUACAAAAUUAGUUUCUCCUGGGAUAUUGGAAAUUUUCAUUCUUUUAACAAUUUCUGAACGAAGUGACUGGAAAGUGCCUACUUUUUGACUGGCCCACCAAUUUUACGGGUGUUUGGUUCGUGUCGCUUGAACAUGUCUGAAAGAUCCCAGAGCCCCGCGGCUGAGUGCCAGAGUCGACCAUAUGAUUUCAGUCGAGCCAACUUAUGUCCACAGGGCUUGGGGCAAGAAUCUUUCCAGACAACACCCGGUCUCCUGGCGGACCCCAACCUGCUCUACAACAAGUCCGCAUACGGUGGAAUCCCCUCGCAGGCUUUCUUUCCUUUUGCCCCAAUGGGAAGUGACUAUCGUGGAUCGGACCAACAGCAGGCCGUGGACCUGGCCCAACCGAAACCCUGGUACCCGUUUGCAGCGCCCGACUACGUGAGCCAAGUACCUGGCGCAGCAACAGCCACACAGCCCGCCAACUUGAGUCCCCCGAUCGCCCAGACUCCACAGGUCAAGCUACCUGAGAUCAAGGUGGAGAAGGACAGCGAGGAGGACUACUCUGCAGAGGUUAAGAUUCAACAGUACCCCACCCCUCCGACCUUGUCUCAUGGGGUCUUUUACUCUGCCCCCUGGAAUCCAUCUUUUUGGCCUGGGCUUGCGCACAUUACGCCCCGGGACAACAGUAGCGGUCAGAAUCCGUCCACACCAUCCUCCGCGUCAUCUCCAUCCAUGUCCCCUUCUCCCCCGAGCAAUGGCCAUAACGGGAAUGCGUUUUUCGGGAGUGGGACACUCACGCAGGGUGUCACCGGGCACCAGGGCCAGAAUCCAGCUUCAUCAGCCCGGAGCAGCGGCUCUUCCAGCGGCGGCUGCAGCGACUCCGAGGAGGAGAGUCUCACCACGGAGGAGCUGGAGCAGUUUGCCAAAGAGCUCAAACACAAGCGCAUCACUCUGGGCUUUACGCAGGCCGAUGUUGGACUGGCCCUAGGAAACUUGUAUGGAAAGAUGUUCAGUCAGACAACCAUUUGCCGCUUUGAGGCUCUACAACUGAGUUUUAAAAACAUGUGUAAACUGAAGCCCCUGCUCCAGAGAUGGUUGAAUGAGGCUGAGACUUCAGAAAACCCCCAGGAUAUGUAUAAGAUCGAACGUGUGUUUGUGGACACCAGAAAGAGAAAAAGGAGGACAAGUUUGGAGGGAGCAGUACGUUCAGCUUUGGAGACAUAUUUUGUGAAAUGCCCCAAACCCAACACACAAGAGAUCACCCACAUCUCUGAUGACCUGGGACUGGAGAGGGAUGUGGUUCGUGUGUGGUUCUGUAACCGCAGACAGAAGGGGAAAAGGCUGGCACUACCUCUGGAUGAAGAGUGUGAUGGGCAGUACUACGAGCAGAGCCCCCCUCUCAACAUGGCACCCUCUCCUAUCCCCAGCCAGGGCUACGCUGCCCCCAGCUACACCGGAGCCACUUCUGCACUAUACAUGCCCUCCCUGCACAGGCCAGAUGUUCUAAAGCAGGCCAUGCACCCUGGCCUGGUGGGGCACCUGACUGGAUAAACUGUCAGAACCACGGGACUAAAUGAAGAGGGUCACUAACGCCUGAUGCAGAGUCAUGUGAGAAUAUUACUUCAGUGUUAAAUGACUGUACAGACUUUGGUGCAUGAAGUGAAAAAGCUAAAUUUUGUUUUGUACUUGGAUUUUAUAUUUUACCAAUGGGUAUUUUUCUCUAUGUAGUUCUCUAUGAACUCUUGCAGCAAUAAUGAGUAUUAUUGCACAAAAUGAAUGUCUGUAUUUUAAACAUGUGGUUCUAAAUGCGCGUUGAUUAUUAAUUUGCAGUCAAAAAAACAUUGGAAGCAGCCUCAUUUGAGGAACUGAUGUCAGGUGUCUUUAACUUUUUUUUAUAUGAUAAAUGUUCACUGCGGAUGUCUUGUUUUGUCAGUGCUAAUUUAGCAGGAAAUCUACCUCAUGUGACCUCAAGUGUCAAUGGGACAAACUGAGUGCCUUACUAUGUGUGAACACUUGUCAAUAGAUUGUAAAUGGACUUAAAUUAUUUAUUGAAACUGUGGAACAGCUGCACAGGUAUGUUGUCUGCUCUGUAGUCUUUUUACUUGCUGUCCAUAUCUUCACAUAAAAUUCUGACAGUAAACUCUUUGCACAUUUCCA